AAUUAAGAGUCUCCUCUGAAUCAGAAAGUUGCUGGUUAAUAAGACCAUGAUCCACUUCAUGAACUUCCUGUGAACAAAGAAGUAAGAGGGAGAGAUGAUGGGGCCAUGUACUUCAGCAGCCAUGAGCCAGCACAUUGGGAAACUCUAUAGAUCUGCAGUGUCUUCAUUCAUCUUCUUCUUGGUGGUGGAUUUAGGAGUUACUGGUGGAGGUGCAAACAAGGAGAAUGCAGCAGCUGUGACUCAUGUAACAGCACAGCCCUUGUUGUUGACACCUGAGCCUUGGAACCUUUUGGUGACUCAAACACCAGCCAAGGAGAAAGCCAAAGAAGGUGAAACUGUGACCUUGAACUGUCAUCUUAACAGCCCACAGCAUCCCUCUCUGGCCGACCUGAUGGUGAAGUGGUACAAAGAAGAUGAAAAAGGGCAGAUGGACCUGCUAGAAAAGAAUGUGACCAUCUUGCCAAAUAACUCCAGGAUCUUUACGAGUGGAGACUUGUCCCAAGGGGAUGUUUCCCUGAUUAUCCUCAAUGUGACAACCAAUGACCAUGGUAUUUAUUUCUGUGAGGUUACACUUCCGGAUGGGAAGGUGGUGACAGGAGAUGGCACAAAACUCAGGAUCAGGAGGGCUCUGGGCUUGUUUGGUAUAGAAGAAUCCAUUGGAACAAUCAUUGGGGUUGUGGCAGCGGGUAUUGGAGGCAUAGUGGUUCUGAUUAUUGUUUUAACCCCGCAACUGAGGAAGUGCAUCCUCUGCAUGAGACAAGAGUCUCGCCAAAGACUGGCCCCUCCAGUCUGGAAAUGCCCUUUGCUGCACCCGGGUCAGAGUGGUGCUAAGCUUUUAAUAACCUGCUAACAUUGGGUUACACCAACACAAACAGAGGCAGCCAGCACCACGGCAGAGCACCGCUCAUCAGCGAUGGCAAACAAACACAACUGUGCCACCUGGCUGGGAAACAACCUGCUCAUCGUGCCCGGGCUACGAGACAGCCCUAAUGGCUACAGACAGCUCCGGCUGGUCCGCAGGGAUCAGCUGGCCAGACCCCUGCUGUUGAGCAAAUGCCAGUAAGGUAAGAAUUUGUCACAUUGUGUUUGUCACAUCAACAGCACCCUCAUUGCUGUGUGUCUUUUCCUUUUGCUUUAACGUUGCGACAGAGGGGAAAUCUUACGCUUCCCUAUGGGUUUGCCAGGAUUUAACAGUUGGACGCAAUGAUCUUAGAGAUCUUUUCCAACCUUAAUGAUCCUGUGACUUAGAUGAGUCACAGAGGCACCCUGCCUUUCAUGAUGUUUUCAGGGAAGUGCUGAGCACCCUCAGGUCCUACUUUAUAUCACAGGUGCUGCAGCAAUCCAGGAGAACAGAAAGAAGGAGAAACAAACCUAUUGACUCUAUGUGGAAGAAAUGUCAUUAUGCCUUGAAGUGAUGGAACUGUGAGAGUGGAACAAAAGGGAGAAGGUAAUUACUGACAACACCACAUCAAAGUCAGUAUGUGGAACAAACCUUAUAAAAGGAUUACCCACUCAAUGGCUUUUUUUCCUUUUGCACAUAAAAGAGAGGUGCUUAGAAGCACUCUAGCCCUGUCUAGACAGAUUGACUGAAUUACACACAGGAAAAUUACUCCUUUUGUAAAGGUCUCUGUAACAAACCUAGAAGGUCAAGGCAGUGAAUAAUUUCAAACAGUAUUUGUCACUCACAGCCAGUAGUUUUAUCACUCUCUUUUUUAGAAUGGCAAAUAUGGAAAAUAAUGUGGUCACUUUGACAGGUGUGGGGUACUCAACCACACUAAUCAUUGCAGUAGUUCUUAGCAACAGAUAUCAGUAUUUCUCUAACAGAUAGAAAUGGAAAUUUUUAGGGCUAAAUCUAGUGUGGCAUUGCUGAUUCUUCCUAGCUAAGAACCUAAAUAAAACUCAUAAGUUUUUCUACAGUAGCCAAGCAUUGUAGCUAAGGAAUGAUGAUGAAUGUACUUAGAGGAUCAAGCUUCCCUUUUACAAACUAUCUGAUAUUUUGAGGUAUUUCCACUUGCAAAGUCUCAUUUUCUGCUUUUAGGAUAAAAUCCUAAAUUCCUCUGUGGAAUUUAAACAAUAGCAGAAACACUGGCUGAUGAACUCGUGGCCAUAUUUUACUCUCUCUUUUUCAGGAGUGCUGACUCCCCCUGCAUCUCCCAGGGUCACAAGUUUGGAUGUCACUCAGCCUCUAUGGAAAACAGCUUUUAAGUCACUCUGUUCAGCUUCUGCUCUACUCCAAUAAAAGCAGUACUCCAAAUUAGUGAAGUCAUGUUUUACU
This is a messenger RNA of Poecile atricapillus (Black-capped chickadee), 2275 nucleotides long. Its product is annotated as natural cytotoxicity triggering receptor 3-like. The transcript has 5 exons. Gene Ontology annotation, cellular component: membrane. Lineage: Eukaryota; Metazoa; Chordata; Aves; Passeriformes; Paridae. The record is from RefSeq and is a predicted model, not a curated record. Bases 95 to 850 code for a protein of 251 amino acids.